CCCGGACAUUUUAAAUUUCCAAUCGUUGGUUCAAUAUUUUUACUGUACAAACUUUCAAAAAGAAGGAAUCACUUAGUGUUUGCUGAUGAGGCCAGAAAGUAUGGAAGCGUUUUCCGAUGGUACUUAGGGAAUCAAAUGUUUGUGGUUCUAAGUGGAAUCGACGUCAUAAACGAGGCUCUGGUGGAGAAAGCAGAAAUAUUCAGCGACAGACCUGAAAACAAAGGGGAAGUUACAGGUGCAUCAAAAGUAUUGGCGAGUACGCAACGGGCACUACAUGAUUUUGGUGUCGGGAGACCUAUAGAAGAGAAAAUAAAUUUUGAAAUUCAGGUCGUCACUGAUGUACUUGAAGCAGCCGAUGGUCAACCCGUAUCCAUAAGUGAUCUCGUGCGGAAAUUAGUCGCUAACGUCAAUUAUGAAAUAAUUUUUGGUAAAAGGUUCGACUACGAUGACCUAGAAUUAGAUCGGAUCACGGAGUUAUCGGAUGUUCUCAACAGUGCUUCGUCUGUUAGUGCUGCUUUCUUUUUGCCGGAGUUCCUGGCUAAAUUCGUCAAGAAAACGGAUUCCGAGAUCGAGGAAAAGAGGAAAGUGGUCAUGAAUGAUAUCGCAAAAUAUGUUGGUGAACAAAUUGAAGAGCACAGAAGCACAUUUGAUCCUGCUAAUAUACGAGACUUCCUUGAUCUAUAUUUAGACGUUGACAGGAACAAGACAGAUGAGGAAGAUGCCUUUAUAAAUAGGGACAGCAUGUUUUGGGUCAUAGUUGAUUUAUUUGUCGCGGGUACCGAAAAAUCACAUGAUGUAAUUCGAAGUCCCGAACUCGAUUUCAUUUUAGUGUCUUUAUUUUAUUUCAUUUUAGUUCCCUUAAACCUGCCACAUUACACAAGUGAAGAUACAACACUAUCUGGUUUUCAUAUACCUAAAGGUACUGUCAUACUUCCGAUGCAAUACUCAGUUAGCAUGGACCCUAACCUCUUCAAAGAUCCAGAGAAAUUUGAUCCCGGAAGGUUCAUUGAUGAGGAAGGACAACUGAUAAACAACUUGCCAUACGUACCAUUUUCCACGGGACCACGAGUUUGUAUGGGUGAGGCAUUGGCAAGAACUGAGAUGUUCCUUGUAAUUACGACAUUGCUUCAGAACUUCAGUUUUCUACGAGAAGAUCCUAAUGUUCCUCAAAGUUUCGAAGCUGACGUCACUUCCAAUACUCUGAAUCGUCCACUACCUGUCAAGCUCCGGGCUAUCAAGAAAAAGAUGACAGAAUGAUAUUGGCUUGCACAUCUUACAAAAAAACAAAAUGAAAUUAAAACGCAUCAAUACUUUUUGCCCAUAAACUCGGAAACAUGUUUAUUAUCUAGGAAUAUUAAAGUUGUGUCCUUUUGUUUUGUUUUUGUGUGUGAUUUGAUUUUAUAUAAAUUUUUUUUGUCUUUUCAGAUAACUACGAUAACUCGUAUGUGCUGUGUUGGAGAACAAGUCAACGUUAUUUUCUUACAAGUUCUUGUUCUAAGUGAUUUAAACAUUAUAAUCAGACUGUUUCUACAAAAUAUAUGUUUAACGCAUUUUGGAACACAUUAUGUAUUAUUAUUCCUCACUUUUUAUAAUGGUAAUUGUACAUAAGUUGAGUUAUUCGUACUGUUAAUUCAAGUGUAUUAUGUCAUGUAUGUGACUAAAAUUGCUGUACUAUUAAAUAUGUAACAGUAGUUUUUCAUAGUCAAAUUCUUAAAAAUAAAAUCCUAUAGAAACAAUGUCCCACAAAGAAGUAUUUGAUUGGCGUAAUGAAAUAAUUGUAAAACAUAUAUGCAGGCUUCAUAACCUCUGACCCCUUUCAAAAUUCCAUUUUGCUUAGUUCCGCCUAUUGUUUUCUCGUUUAGGGCACACGCUUGCUUUGCUUGGGGACCAUACGCCGCUAUUUGUGGAUGGCACCUACGUGUCACAUAGAAGGCUCCAUUAUUACCGCCGUAUGAACACAUCUGCAGAUGCUACUAAAUUCAAAAUCUCACCAUUUUCAUUCUUAAAUGUUGAGUUAUGCUUAAGCUGGGGCUAGGGGUCGUGGACGGUAGUUUGCAUUUGACAGUACAGUCCAUGAGGCUCACUCAUUCGAGUCUGCAACAUUUUCAAUUUUACCGUUUUGGAAUAUCAUUAGGGCUUCUUAUUUUCUCUAUUUUGUGAAAA
Ruditapes philippinarum (Manila clam) is the source of this 2163-nucleotide messenger RNA. RefSeq names its product cytochrome P450 2B4-like. The transcript has 7 exons. Gene Ontology annotation, molecular function: iron ion binding; heme binding; oxidoreductase activity, acting on paired donors, with incorporation or reduction of molecular oxygen, reduced flavin or flavoprotein as one donor, and incorporation of one atom of oxygen. The annotation marks the transcript as partial. Lineage: Eukaryota; Metazoa; Mollusca; Bivalvia; Venerida; Veneridae. The record is from RefSeq and is a predicted model, not a curated record. Gene Ontology annotation, cellular component: intracellular membrane-bounded organelle; cytoplasm. Gene Ontology annotation, biological process: xenobiotic metabolic process.